AAAAAAAAAAAAAAAAAAAAAAAAAAACCCUACAGUAACCGCGAUGUCGGAGAGCAAUUAUAAACGCGAUUGGCUCCUUGUCCAGAUCUACAGCAUCAUCCCCGGAGACAUAGGGCGCGGUUCUUGAUUAUCCAACCGGAUGUCGUGUAAUAUCAUCCCGGUUAUCCAUCGGUUAUCCCUUACAACCCUCCUCUUUUGGAUUCUGUAUAUUGGUAAAUGUGCCCAGGUAGGUUAUAAGUGAAGCUUUAGGUACCUACUGCUUUGUUGAUAGCAUCGUUUGCAACUCUCUCUCUCUCUCUCUCGUUCUCUCUCUUAUAUAUCUUUCUAUAUAUGAGGUUAUUCUUCGUAAUAUUGCAAACCCUUAAAUAAACAAACAAUGCCUGCACAUCAAACUCAAUCACAAGACAUCCCAAUGUCCGAAGUAAGCCGUCUUCCUACCUCCCAAGAGCUACAAGACAGUGAUAAUGCACCAACAACGGAACUUCCCCCGGCCGAGACCAUCAUCUCGCCAGCUGCUCCGCAGUCCGACCGCAGCAAAUCCGCCUACCUCGUCUUAGCCGGCUGCGUGCUGAUCCAGGCCCCGAUAUGGGGGUACUCGCUCGCCUUCGGCAUAUUCCAAGAGUACUACACGGCGCACGGGCCCGCCGUGCUGCCCGACGGCCCCGGAACCCCCGGCACCAUCGCCAGCAUCGGCAACUCCCAGACGGGUAUCCUGUACCUGAUGAUGCCCGCGACCUUCAUCCUCCUGACGAAGUACCCGUACCUGCGCCGCUGGUGCGGGCCCCUCGGCCUGCUCGUCACUACCGCCUGCCUGCUCGCCUCGUCCUUCGCCACCUCGGCCCGCCAGCUGAUCGCCACCCAGGGCGUCCUGCACGCCGUCGGCUGCGGCUUGCUGUUCAGCCCCGCGUCCCUGAGCCUCGACGAGUGGUUCUCCGAGCGUAAAGGCCUCGCGUACGGCGCCAUGUGGGCGAGCAAGAGCACCGUCGGCGCCGGCAUGCCGUUUCUCACCAGCGCCCUGCUCAGCCGGUUCGGCGUCCGCACCACCUUGCGCGCUUACGCCGCGUCCUCGGCUCUCCUCACCAUCCCCCCGUUGUUCCUCAUACGGGAGUACCCCGCCGCGACGACGACGUCCGAGGAGCACGCCUUCGAUCAUCAACAACAACAACCCGGACGUCGGCAGAGACAACGAGGCCGGGUCUCCUUCGCGUUUGCCCGGCACUCCACCUUCUGGAUCCUGCAGUGGGGCAACGUCCUGCAGUCCCUCGGCUACCUCAUGCCCCCGACGUACCUGGCCUCGUACGCGCACGCCCUCGGCUUCCCCUCCGUUACGGGCCCCAUCUUCCUCGCCCUGAUCUCCCUGGCCUCCGUGCCCGGCUCGCUCCUCAUCGGGCUGCUCAACGACGCCGGGCUCGCGCCCACCACCGUCAUCCUGAUCUCCUCCCUCGGCAGCGCCGCCUCCGUCUUCCUCCUCUGGGGCCUCGGCGGCCACCAGGUCGCCGUCCUGGUCGUCUUCACCCUCAUGUACGGCUUCUUCGCCGGCGGCUUCAGCUCCACCUGGUCCGGCAUCCUGCAGGAGAUGAAGCGCCGCGACGGCGCCAUCGACACCGCCUUGAUUUUCGGCAUGCUGCUCGGUGGCCGGGGUCUCGGCUUCGUGCUUAGCGGUCCUAUCGGUGGGGCUUUGCUCGAGGCCAACCGCUUGAAGGCCCAGGAUUUUACGGGCUACGCCACCCAGUACGGUCCUAUGGUUAUCUAUACUGGGUUGACCGCAACUCUCGGUGCUUGGGGCUGGUUCUGGACUAUGGGCAAACAAGUCAUGAGAGCUUUAUAAGUUAUAAUAGAUAUAUCUAGGAGGUACCCAUCCGUAAUAGAAGCUUUUAAUGGCACGUUUAGUUACUAUAAUAUAUGUCGAAUAACAGUCACCCUUCGUCAACAGACAA
This is a messenger RNA of Daldinia caldariorum, 1937 nucleotides long. Its product is annotated as MFS general substrate transporter. Gene Ontology annotation, biological process: transmembrane transport. Gene Ontology annotation, molecular function: transmembrane transporter activity. Bases 377 to 1828 code for a protein of 483 amino acids. Gene Ontology annotation, cellular component: fungal-type vacuole membrane. The record is from RefSeq and is a predicted model, not a curated record. Lineage: Eukaryota; Fungi; Ascomycota; Sordariomycetes; Xylariales; Hypoxylaceae. The transcript has a single exon.